This is a messenger RNA of Dromiciops gliroides (monito del monte), 1683 nucleotides long. RefSeq names its product grainyhead like transcription factor 3 (gene GRHL3). The record is from RefSeq and is a predicted model, not a curated record. Gene Ontology annotation, biological process: regulation of transcription by RNA polymerase II. NCBI's taxonomy places the organism in Eukaryota, Metazoa, Chordata, Mammalia, Microbiotheria, Microbiotheriidae. The coding region runs from base 16 to 1683 and encodes 555 amino acids. Gene Ontology annotation, cellular component: nucleus. Gene Ontology annotation, molecular function: RNA polymerase II cis-regulatory region sequence-specific DNA binding; DNA-binding transcription activator activity, RNA polymerase II-specific. The transcript is spliced from 15 exons.
GCCGCCACCAAGGCCAUGAUGAGAGUUAAUGGGGAUGAAGAAAGCGUAGCUGCCCUGAGCCUUCUCUACGACUACUACGUGGUCCCAAAGGAGAAACGGAUCCUUUCUUCAAGCACAGUGACACGAAAUGACCUAGGAAAGAGGUAUCACCACGGGAUGGAAUAUGAAGUAGACUUCCCCCCUCUGGAGAGCCCCACCCAUCUCAUGAAGUUCUUGACUGAGAACGUCUCGGGGACCCAGGAGUACCCAGACCUAACCAAGAAGAACAAUCUGAUGAGCUUAGAGGGGACAGGAUCAGCCUCGACCAAGCCAGCCCUCCUCCCUCCUGGUCCCAGCAAGCUGGAGGACAGUUCAGCGGAUGGAAGCUACCUGCUUCCUACUGGUGACAUGUACGAUAGCAACCUCAGCAACCUAUUUGAGACUCUCCAUGGGCCCCCACCCCAGCAGCGCUGGCAGCCCGACAGCACCUUCAAAGAUGAUGGGCAGGAGUCACUGCUCUUUCCUGAUAUCUUGAAAAGCCCUUCGGAGCCUCCAUGUCCAGAGGAUUACCCCAGCACCAGGAGUGAUUUUGAAUAUACCCUGGGCUCCCCCAAAGCCAUCCACAUCAAAUCUGGGGAGUCACCCAUGGCCUAUCUCAACAAGGGACAGUUCUACCCGGUUACACUGAGGACUCCUGGAGGAGGCAGAUGCCUGCACUUGUCUUCCAACAAAGUAAAGAGCAUGAUCAUGGUGGUGUUUGACAAUGAGAAGAUCCCCGUGGAACAGCUGCGGUUCUGGAAGCAUUGGCACUCCCGCCAGCCCACAGCAAAGCAACGGGUCAUUGAUGUGGCGGAUUGCAAAGAAAACUUCAAUACUGUCCAGCAUAUUGAGGAAGUGGCUUAUAAUGCCCUGUCUUUUGUGUGGAAUGUGAACGAAGAAGCCAAGGUGUUCAUUGGAGUCAACUGCCUGAGCACAGACUUCUCCACCCAGAAGGGGGUAAAGGGUGUCCCACUAAAUCUCCAGAUAGACACCUAUGAUUGCGGUACAGGGACAGACCGCCUGGUGCACCGAGCUGUCUGCCAGAUCAAGAUAUUCUGUGAUAAGGGCGCAGAGAGGAAAAUGCGGGAUGAUGAACGCAAACAGUUCAGGAGGAAAGCCAAGUGCCCGGACUCCAGCAACAAUGGCCUCAAGGGCUGCCUACUGUCCAGCUUCCGAGGCAACGAGACCACCUACCUUCGGCCAGAGUCUGACCUGGAGAGCCAGCCGGUUCUCUUCAUCCCCAACAUCCACUUCUCCAACUUGCAAAGGAAUGCAGGAGUAGCCCCUGCCCCCCCCCAGUCCCAGAGCAAGCUGUCUCUGAAACGAACCUGUUCACCAUUCUCUGAUGACUUUGACCUUCUCCCUCCCAAGCAAGCCAAGGAAGAUGAUCUCCAGAGAGUCUUGUUAUAUGUCCGGAGGGAAACAGAGGAGGUGUUUGAUGCCCUCAUGCUGAAGACCCCAGACCUCAAAGGGUUAAGGAAUGCGAUCUCAGAGAAAUACGGUUUUCCAGAGGAGAGCAUUUACAAAGUCUAUAAAAAAUGCAAGCGAGGGAUUUUGGUGAACAUGGACAACAACAUCAUCCAGCACUACAGUAACCAUGUGGCCUUCCUGCUUGACAUGGGAGAACUCGAUGGCAAAAUUCAGAUUAUCCUUAAGGAGCUGUAG